Patiria miniata (bat star) is the source of this 2833-nucleotide messenger RNA. RefSeq names its product metabotropic glutamate receptor-like. Gene Ontology annotation, cellular component: membrane. Bases 212 to 2719 code for a protein of 835 amino acids. Gene Ontology annotation, molecular function: group II metabotropic glutamate receptor activity. The record is from RefSeq and is a predicted model, not a curated record. The transcript is spliced from 5 exons. Lineage: Eukaryota; Metazoa; Echinodermata; Asteroidea; Valvatida; Asterinidae. Gene Ontology annotation, biological process: G protein-coupled glutamate receptor signaling pathway; regulation of synaptic transmission, glutamatergic.
CAGACAUUCGACAUAGUACUCAGUACUUUUGUGAAACGUCGUGGAAGAAUAUUCGAAAACGGAUAUUUUCUUGAAAGAAAGUGCGAGAUCACUUUGGUAUUAACAAGUUGUCGCUGUUAGGAAUUCAUGUGACGCUUUCAGAUAAUGUUAGGCGAUUAUUGAUACGGAUGCUUCUUCAUAUCAAGUAAGCUCAUCUUUAUUGUUCUCAGAGAUGUACUUGGUGCAAGCAUGUUUUGUAUUAAUUUUAUUACUGCCAAGUUGCGACUGCCUGGCCCGGAGAUGUGUAUCUUACUCCAAGCCAGGGGAUGUCGUCAUUGGCGGAUUGUUUCCUAUCCAUUACGUGGCCGGGCCGGGGCAGUGUACGGACCGUCAAUCGCGAUGGGGGACCAUGCUCUCCGAAGCCAUGAUCUACGCCGUAGAACAGAUCAACCGGCGGGAGGAUGUCCUGCCGAAUGUCACGCUGGGCUACGACAUCAGGGAUGAUUGUCGUUCCGACGACGUAGCCCUGUGGCACGCCUUAGCGCUUGUCAACGCCUUGAAUCCCAACGAGACGUCGGGGUUGUGUCAGGCACAGCACGGGGCCAAAGUCUUGGGCAUCGUCGGUACGUCAGAAACCGAUACAAGCAUCGUAGUCACCAAGGCGGCCGCCAUGUACAAAGUGCCACUGGUCUCCUAUGCCGCCGCCGGUGACGAGUUGGGAGACAACUUCCGAUUUCCAUAUUUCCUUCGAACUGUGCCGGAAAACUCUUUGCAGGUUCGGGCAAUGCUAGAUAUCAUUUACACCCUUGGUUGGGUCUAUGUGUCGCUGCUCCAUUCUGUCGAGUCGGAUUAUCUUCUUAGUGCGCUCCGAUUUCAAGAGAUAGCAGCAGACUAUAAGAUCUGUGUGGCCUACUCAGCAGCCAUCAGGACGACGGCAGAUGACAAGGAAGUGAACCAAAUCGUGGCCAACUUGGACCGGUACCCCAAGGCCAAAGUAGUGGUUGUCAUUGGAGACAAAUUCACCGGCCAGAAAGUCAUGCGAGCCGGUCAGAAGGCCGGGAUGGUUGGCCGGUACCAAUGGAUCGGUGGGUCUCGAUGGGGUUACCUGAUGAAAGAGGAGGGACUAGCUGAUAUCUCCGACGGAGCCAUCUUCGUCAGAAGCUACAGUGUGCCCGUGGCGGGCUUUGAGGCAUUUGCCCGGGCCAAAGAGCCAUUCGAGCCCUACGUCUCCCCUUGGUAUAAAGACUUGGCCGUGAAUUGGAUGCAGGACAACAACUGCAUCAACAUAACAGAUUGCCCUCUGCACGUUGGUGACUCGGGAGCGCAGGUCGUCGACAGCGUGCACGCCAUCGCGUUUGCCUUCCAUAACGUGAUGAUGGAAAGCUGCGCCAAUGUCAGCGAUUGUCAAGUCGGUGAUAUCGCUACGGAGGAGGAGUUUCUGCAGAAACUCCUGGCUGUCAAUUUCACCGCAGUAGACGGAGAAGCCGUCCAUUUCGACAGCUCGGGCAACUCCGGUGGCAAGUUCAACGUCACAAACCUGAGGGAAGACAGCGGAGAGCACCAGGUCGGACUGUGGCAUUCGGCUCCCAAGACGGUCGGCGAACGCCUGGAGAUCAAGCAGGAUAAGAUUCGAUUCCUCAACAAGAGCUGGAGUCGGCCCGCCUCGAUCUGCGUCGAGGAGUGUAGAGCUGGGUAUGUGGUUGUGCCGUUGGAAGACAAAUGUUGCUGGGGAUGUAAGGCGUGUUCACCGAAUGAAAUCGUGGUCAAUCACACACAGUGCUACCGGUGUCCAACCAAGGAGAGGCCGGACGCCAACCGGACCUAUUGCCUGCCCAUCAUUCCCUCCACCAUCAGCUGGACGGAGACGCCGGUCCUGAUCAUCCUGGUGCUGUCCGGGUUUGGAAUCGUCCUGUGCUCGCUGACCAUCACUGGCCUGUUCGUGUACGGAAAGCACCCUCUGAUCAAGGCCAGUAGUCGGGAGCUGUCUAGCAUUAACGUGGCUGGUCUCACCCUGACGUUCCUGACCUGCGUGGUGCUGCUGGUAAAGCCCACCCGUGCUUCUUGCAUUACUGUGGAACUUGUGCUUGCUCUGUGCAGCACGCUGAUCUACGCGCCCACCUUGCUGAAGGUGAUUCGGAUCUUUCGCAUCUUUCGAAAAGCCCGCAAGUCGACCCAGAGGCCCAAGUUCAUCAGCCCUAAGCAUCAAGUCAUCGCUUGUCUGACUCUCCUCGCAAUCCAGGUGAUGUUGUCCAUUCUGUCGGCUAUCCUGGCGCCAUCCACACCCGUCGAGUUGAUCAGUCAAGUUGGGGAACUGUACCUGGAACUCUUCUGCUCCUUCGGGCCUGGCUUCAUCGCCUCCUGUGCCUACAACCUCCUCCUGAUCCUAGCCUGUUGCUUCUUCGCCUUUAAGGCCCGCAAGGUGCCCAGCAACUACAACGAGUCCAAGUUCAUCGCGGUCAGCGUCUAUUCCACCCUGGUGCUGUGCCUGGCCGCGGUGCCCGUCUACGCCACGGCCGUGGCCGCGCUGCACAAGGUGGCCACCGUCUGCUACGCGGUCAUUCUCAACGCCUACCUGACCCUGGUCUGCCUCUACCUGCCCAAGUUCUACGCCGUAAAGUUCGUGGGGAGCGAUGACACGACUACCAGCGACUGGAGAGGCACCGGUGCUUUUGGCAGGACGGUUAUGUCAUCCAACAAAAUCGCACCGUCCACAUCGGGAACCAACGACCCCACGGCGUGAAACAAAGGAGGGAGCGAAAUAGCACGGUGAAAAUGGAACAAAACAUUUUGUUAUACCUCGGUAAUAGAUCGUGAUGUUUUAUUGGUCGAGAACCGAGCAUGUGAUGUGCCACAA